AUGGAGUAAUAGAAUAACUCUUUAAAUAUUCUAUAAGAUUUAAUGAAAUCUGACUUGAAAGCUCUAACUAGUAUUGACUUACAGUUAAAAAAUUGUACUCUUAACAAUACAUAAGUUGCUUAGCUUAACAAUUCUUUAGUAUAAUGCUAAAAAUUAGAAUCUUUAGUAUUAAAUCUUAAUAAAGAAAAUAUUUCAGAUGAUUAGAUAAGUCAAUUAUUUAAUUAAUAUUCCUACAUAAAGGACUUUGUUGAAACUGAUAAUAAUGUGAGCAAUGAUUAAAUAUAUUGUCAAAUUUAGUUUUUCCAAAGUAUUUUUUACAAAGGAUCUGAAGAUUUUCAAGAGCUUAGAUUAAAUGAUAUUGAAGCUUAAGGAAAUAUUCUAUUAGAAGAAACUAUGAGCAAUCUAAUUAAUCUUAACAGUUUAUAGCUAAAUUUAGAUGGAAAUUUAUUAGGAGAUGGAGGUGUAAUUUGGAUUUGCGAAUUAUUACAUAGAUGCUAAACGAUUAGUAACUUAAAUCUGCAGCUUUGGAAAAAUAAAAUAGGUGACAGAGGGAUAUUGAGUAUUGCAGAAGGUAUUAGUAGUUGUACUAAACUCACAACUUUAACUUUAAAUGCAGUUGCUAAUUUAUUUGGAAAAGAAGGUGCAUUUUCUAUAAGUAAGAUAUUAAGUAGUUGUAAAAUGUUGACUCAUCUAGAUAUUAACCUCUCUAACAAUUAAAUUGGAGAAGAAGGAACAUCAGCUAUCUGUUAAGAACUAGGUAGCUGUUAAUUACUUAAGAAUUUAAAAAUUGCACUAUGUAAUAAUUAAAUUGGGGAUGGAGGAGCUUAUUGUUUUGGAAUAGCAUUAAGUAACUUACAGUUACUUAUUAGUUUAAAAUUUUGUCUUAGGCAAAAUAAAAUCUCUGAUUAGGGAGCAUCAAAUAUUGGAUUAGGUUUGAGUAAAUGUAAUCAACUUAAGAAUUUAGAUAUUCAAAUGGAAUUGAAUUAAAUUGGAAAUAAUGGAGCUUCUGCUAUUGGUAGUGCUAUUGGUAGCUGUAAAUUCCUUGUAAAUCUCUAAGUUUGGAUUUAUGGAAAUAAAAUUGGAGAUGACGGAGCCUAAAAUAUUGGAUUAGGCUUAAAAAAAUGUACUCAAAUUACAAAUUUAAUAUUUGAUUUAAGCUAAAAUUAAAUUUGGGAUGAUGGGACUUAUACUAUUGGCAAAGCACUUUGUGACUGUAAAUUCCUUACAAAUCUCAACUUUUCAAUUUGGGGCAAUAAAAUAGGUGAUAAAGGAGCAUAAAAUAUUGGAUUAGGUUUGAGUAACUGUAUUCAACUUACUAAUUUAAUAUUUAACAUAGGCUAAAAUUAAAUUGGGGAUGAUGGAGCUUCUACUAUUGGUACAGCAAUUGGUAAUUGCAAAUUCCUAAAUAGUCUCAAAUUUUACAUUUGGGGCAAUAAAAUAGGUGAUAAAGGAGCAUAAAAUAUUGGAUUAGGCUUGAGUAACUGCACUCAACUUACAAAUUUAGAAUUUGUAAUAAGCUAAAAUUAAAUUGGGGAUGAUGGAGCUUCUACUUUUGGUACAGCGUUUGGUAACUAUAAAUUCCUAACUAAUCUCAAAUUUUACAUUUGUCAAAAUAAAAUUGGUGAUUAAGGAGCAUAAAAUAUUGGAUUAGGCUUGAGUAACUGCUCUCAACUUACAAAUUUAGAAUUUGUAAUAAGCUAAAAUUAAAUUGGGGAUGAUGGAGUUUCUACUAUUGGUAAAGCACUUGGUAAUUGCAAAUUCUUAACUAAUCUCAAAUUUAGCAUUUGGGAAAAUAAAAUUGGUGAUAAAGGAGCAUAAAAUAUUGGAUUAGGUUUGAGUAACUGCAAUCAACUUUCAAAUUUAGAAUUAGCAAUUGGCUAAAAUUAAAUUGGGGAUGAUGGGGCUUCUACUAUUGGUAAAGCACUUGGUAAUUGCAAAUUACUAACUAGUCUCUAAUUUUUCAUUUGGGGCAAUAAAAUAGGUGAUAAAGGAGCAUAAAAUAUAGGAUUAGGCUUGAGUAACUGCACUCAACUUAAAUAUUUAGAAUUUUAGAUAAACUCAAAUUAAAUUGGGGAUGAUGGAGCUUCUACUAUUGGUACAGCACUUGGUAAUUGCAAAUUCUUAACUAGUCUCUCAUUUUACAUUGGGGGCAAUAAAAUAGGUGAUAAAGGAGCAUAAAAUAUUGGAUUAGGCUUGAGUAACUGCACCAAACUAACAAAUUUAGAAUUUGCAAUAAACUAAAAUUAAAUUGGGGAUGAUGGAGCUUCUACUAUUGGUACAGCACUUGGUAAUUGUAAAUUCCUAACUAGUCUCAAAUUUUACAUUUGGGGCAAUAAAAUAGGUGAUAAAGGAGCAUAAAAUAUUGGAUUAGUCUUGAGUAACUGCACUCAACUUACAAAUUUAGAAUUUGCAAUAGGCUAAAAUUAAAUUGGGGAUGAUGGAGCUUCUACUAUUGGAACAACGUUUGGUAGCUAUAAAUUCCUAACUAACCUCAAAUUUUACAUUUGUCAAAAUAAAAUUGGUGAUAAAGGAGCAUAAAAUAUUGGAUUAGGCUUGAGUAACUGCACUGGACUUACAAAUUUAGAAUUUGAAAUAAACUAAAAUUAAAUUGGAGAUGAUGGAGCUUCUACUAUUAUUACAGCACUUAGUAAUUGCAAAUUCCUAACUAAUCUCAAAUUAUACAUAAAGGGUAAUAAAAUCAGUGAUAAAGGAGCAUAAAAUAUUGGAUUAGGUUUGAACAACUGCACUUAACUUACAAAUUUAAUUUUUAGCUCAGAUAAUAAUGAGAAUUUUCUAAAAUCCAGAGAAAUUAUCAACUGUAAAAAUAUAAAGUUAUUGAAUCUAUCUAUAAAUGAAUUACCUGAAUAAAGAAAAACGGAAAUCAAAAGAUUAGCUUAAAAAAUAAAAAGAUUAGUAAAAUUUAAUAUAGACUGA
Molecule: messenger RNA, 2934 nt
Organism: Tetrahymena thermophila SB210
Lineage: Eukaryota; Ciliophora; Oligohymenophorea; Hymenostomatida; Tetrahymenidae
Product: translation initiation factor eIF-5A family protein
Exons: 34
Biological process (GO): activation of GTPase activity; nucleocytoplasmic transport
Cellular component (GO): perinuclear region of cytoplasm; cytosol; nucleus
Molecular function (GO): small GTPase binding; GTPase activator activity
Source: RefSeq, a predicted model, not a curated record